Messenger RNA from Cyprinus carpio (common carp), 3648 nucleotides. Its product is annotated as transmembrane protein 91-like. Gene Ontology annotation, cellular component: membrane; intracellular membrane-bounded organelle. The record is from RefSeq and is a predicted model, not a curated record. Lineage: Eukaryota; Metazoa; Chordata; Actinopteri; Cypriniformes; Cyprinidae.
AGAGAGAGAAGCAGAGAGAUAGAGAGAGAGAGAAGAGAGAGAGAGAGAGAGAGAGAGAGAGAGAGAAUAAAGUAAGCAUCAGGAGCGGUGUGUACUGCAGUGUGUCUGUACACACGCAAACAGGAGCUCGCUUUACUACAACACUCAACUUGAACCGUCACUUCUCAAGCAGCGUCAAGUGAACUCUUUCACUCGAACACCAUCCUGUCCUUCUCUCUCUCAUUCAGACAAGCUCAUACACACAAAUGGAGAAUAUGUCUUGGUGCUGAAGUAUUGCUAAAGUUCAGCCUGGGCCACUGGAUUCAUUUUGCUCCACUGGUCCAUCCAGUCCCACUGGACACGCACCCACACACAGACACCACCACAGAGUUCGGGAUCAGUGGAAGAGCACAGUCCAAGUACCACCAUGAGAGGUGAGGGGCGCCGGACACGAGUGGCGCAUUAAAAAUACAGAUCCCCACAAGAGCUUUCUGGUCUCAGCUAGUGCUGUAAAUCAAUACCCGAGCACUCUGAUUUCUUCAUCAAGACAUUGCUACAAACUGAAUGGGUUUCUUGAGCACUUGCUAACCAGAAGCCGCACUCCAGAGGAUACUAUUUUUGUGGACGUCUGAAGUCUGUUUCACACUGCGGCUCUGAAAACACACCGGAUGACUAAAACAGUAUAUUUAUAUAGAUGUGCAUAGUUGAUAAAGCUGAUAAGUCUUUCGACCACCUGUCAGUGUUCUUUUUUUAAGCUUAUGCUGACACUUCCUUCAAAGCUUUUGGAACUUCAGAGGAUAUUCCUAAAUAGCAGUUAUUUUUAUUCCACUCUACAUAUUUAGAUAAAAGUCUCCCACUACACAGUUCUGUUCAAAACAUUUCGGUUCUUUCAUCUGAAUGGGUGAGAGCAGAAGGGGAAGUUCACGCUUAAAAUCUUCACUAUUUCACAACCUGUCUACAGUCUGUUGCUAAUCACGGUUUUCCAUCAUCAGAAGUGACUUCCAUCUUUUUUUCAUGCAAAAUGAAGCACAUUAGCAUAUUUAUGGGCUGAGAUAUAUCCAAUUGUGUACAACGUGCUACAUGGAUCUUGCAUUCAGUCAUCAAGCGAAGGAACAAAUAGCUUGUGACGUGAAGAAAAUGGAAUAUUCAAGAGCUCUGUGCACUUAAACACAUGGACUAAAAUCACGGUUGCAAGCUGGGAGGAGAUGGAGGAGCACAUGAGUUAGUUUCCCCAUUAAGGUUUAUGCUUGUAUCUGUGUGAAAUCAACCAAAAAAAAAAAAUCUAUUUAAAUUGUUUUGUUUCUGCUUUCAUAUAAAUGACAUAUUCCUAAGAGUAAAAUUGUUGGCCAGAUCAGCCGGAAAGCAUUAGUUGAUGUCAAAUCCAGAUCUGGGAAAAUGGAGAAUCUAGAUGAACUAGAACAUCCAUUGUUGGGUGACAGCAGCCCCAUAAACUCAAGUGAAACAGGCACUAGUGGUAGUGGACUGUUCAGAAGCAUAUUGAUGAGAAAUGAGGAGGACAAAAGACUGCCCCCUCUGGACUGGAGGAAUUAUUGCCGUUCUACAGACAUUCAACAGCAGCAGCUACUGGAUCCAUGUUCAUUGCCUGGUACUCUAGAGACUCUUUAUACUCCUACUAGCAUUUGGGCCGCUGCUGAUUCCCUGGGCAUCCACAGUAAGGAGUAUCUGGAAACCACUUUUGUGGACAUUGGCCCUGGUUCACCAUUGGAAAGGAAGUUACUGGCAGAGACAAGAGAUAUCCAUAGUGUAUCCUACAGCAUGGAAGACGGGGAUGACCUUUUGCCAGACUUUGAGGACUCCUCCAGUGAUGACUUCAGUGAUACAGACAGUGAAAGCAACUUUCCCAUCAUGAUCCCUCAAGAUUACCUGGGCCUGGCUUUCUUCUCCAUGCUCUGUUGUUUCUGGCCUCUGGGCAUUGCUGCAUUCUAUCUUUCCCAAAAGACGAACAAAGCAUCAGCACAAGGAGAUUUCCAGGGUGCCAGUGCUGCAUCUCGGCAGGCUUUGUGGCUCUCUAUCCUUUCAAUCGUGUUUGGCAUCAUCACUUACAUCUGCGCCAUCGCUGCCCUGAUCUCCUAUCUGUCCGGGAAACCACCUUAAAGACUACCGUAUCGGUAUCCUCUCUCAAUUCUUCCAGAAACGCACCUCCCUGGCUCCUAAUUACACAAACCACUGCUCCUUGCAUACUUACAUUCAUCUACACCUGUAAAAAGUACAUUAGUUUAGCAGAGGUGCCACCUUUGUAACAUUUUCUGCAAGUUCACGCCUGUCAUAUUAGAUUAAAAAAUGCAAAUCACUUUAUUUGGAAAGAGGGUAGUUUCAGCUGAAAUCUUUGUAUUUGGGUCAAACAAAAUAUGACACCCAAUUCUUAAAGAGUCUUGGCACUUGUGUCUAAGUUGGCAGGGGAGGGAGUGAUUGAGGCCUAAGGGUUUGUUAGAAGGGAACUAGACAAGGACUGUGAGAUCAGGAGAUCACUAUGGACUUGGCUGUGAAACAGCAGGACGUGCCCUCCGAGACACAUGACUCCAGCAAACUGGGUCAUUUUCUAUCUGAGCUGUAAAGCUGGUCAUUGAACCACUCUCCAAAUUGAAAACACCACAGUAAGUGACUUUAGAACUCCGUUGGAAAAUGUCAGAUAGAAAACGAGUACAAGUUCAGACGGAUUCUGCAAAUAUGAGGAUGCAUAACAAAUAUGCAGACAAAAGUUCAAUGCGAUGAGGGAAACACACACACAUAUACGCUGCAGCUUACGAGAAGCUUCUCCUACAGGACUCUAUUCAUAGCUUCAUAAAUGUAGACUCUCCAUUUUCCACCUACUGUACCACCAAAACCGUAUGGAGACAUUUCAUAUGAUUCAGCCAAACCAUGCCUGCAAACUCCGGAAAAAUGGCAAAAAUGAUGAUGAAUCAGGAAUUGGCCCAGAUUCACAAAACAUUAUUAAAAAAAUACAACUUUUCCUACCUGCUAUUUUCUUCUUUUUCCUCUAAUAUAAGAAUAAAGUUACGAAUAUUUUGUAUUCCCAAAAACAUUUCUUACUAUUGUUAUAAUUAAAAAACUUAAGAAGAAUUAGAAUUCCUGAAAAUGUUCUUAAAAACAAUCAUAAAUGUGAUAAGUAAAUAUGUAUGCAGAUGAAUUUAAUGAUUCAUCAUUUUGAAGUAUUAUAACAAUAUUCUGAUAAUUACAAUUAUUUCAAUAAUCUGCGAUGAGGUGUUGAGUUGAUCAGCAAAUCUUCAGCAUAAACCACUAUACAAUCAGACGUCUAUGUUUAAAAAAAAAUAGAUUUAUUCAACAAGAACUGCAUUUAGUAAAAUUUUUAUGAACUUAGGUUUUAUCUAAAGAAAUUAAGAUUUUCAUGAAUAUUUGAAUAGAACUAGAACACAUUGUUUAUGUAGCCAAGAUGUUUUGAAACAACACAAAUGUCUAUGGUUACAUUAACUGUAAAAAGGACCAUAAAAACAAUGAUUUAAACAGCUUUAGUUUUUACAAAAUGUUUAAUAAAAUGCCAAACCUUAUUUCAGCCGUUAAACCAUUUUUUUAAGAAAAGGGAUGAAUAAACAUUAAGGAGUCAUGUAAUUUAAAUAUAGGAGUUCUGAACAAAAACAGCAAACAGGCUGAAUGAAAAUUCAAAUUCAGCUCUCUGACAGUAUAAGCAGA